Saccharomyces paradoxus is the source of this 384-nucleotide messenger RNA. RefSeq names its product Atg16p (gene ATG16). The record is from RefSeq and is a predicted model, not a curated record. Bases 1 to 384 code for a protein of 127 amino acids. NCBI's taxonomy places the organism in Eukaryota, Fungi, Ascomycota, Saccharomycetes, Saccharomycetales, Saccharomycetaceae. The transcript has a single exon.
AUGGAGGAAUUGUUAAUUCGUAGACUAACAGAUCGAAACAACAAGGAGGCCCAUUUGAAUGAGUUAUUCCAAGAUAAUAGUGGUGCGAUUGGUGGUAACAUUGUCAAUCAUGACGAUGCUUUAUUGAAUACACUAACAAUACUACAACAAGAACUGAAAAGUAAAGAGCAAGAAAUACGGAGAUUGAAAGAAGUUAUUGCUUUGAAGAAUAAGAAUGCGGAAAGGUUGAAUGACGAGCUGAUCAGCGGAACCAUUGAGAAUAAUAUUUUACAACAAAAACUCUCAGAUCUGAAAAAAGAGCAUUCCAAGCUAGUUGCUAGAUGGCUAAAAAAGACAGAGAAAGAGACAGAAGUUAUGAACAGCGAAAUAGAUGGGGGAAGAUAA